Molecule: messenger RNA, 1885 nt
Organism: Hydractinia symbiolongicarpus
Lineage: Eukaryota; Metazoa; Cnidaria; Hydrozoa; Anthoathecata; Hydractiniidae
Exons: 3
Coding region: 459-992 (177 amino acids)
Source: RefSeq, a predicted model, not a curated record
GUACGUAGGGAAAUGUAUCGAGUAAUCCUUGUGCUCCACAGUACCAUCCUUCACCCGCACCAACUUAUUACGUCACCACCCGCCCUCGAUAAUUAUGUCUGUCCCUCUACUAUUAUUUAAUUCAUUGAGGUCAGAAGUAUUUAAACCAUCCCUUCACCCGCACCAACCUCAUUACUCCACUACCCGCCAUCAAUUAUUAAUCCCGUCCCUCAUCUGUGAAUUAAUUCAUUAAGAACUGAAGUAUUUAAACUCGUUUCAAUUUUGCUAGUAAUCAAGUUGAAAAAGUACAUUAUAAUGCGAGAAUUCUGAAGAAGAAAACUAAGAAAGAGGUUGCAUCCGCGACAGCAACACAGAAAAAAUAUUAUCAUUUGAAUAAUUAACGAUGAAAACGCAAACCGAUAAAACAAUUUAAGUGAGAAGCUAGUUUACAGUUCACAUUUUUUAAAAAGAUAUUAAAAAUGGCACCCUACCCAAGUUUAAGUUAUAUGCUGUCGUACGUAAACGCAAAAGUGUUUAAAGAUGGGUUGGUCGAGAAAGAACUUGCGAAAUUUGACCGGCAACGAAAAGCAGACGCGGAAUUAGUUGAUACAUUUUUCAUGGAAGAAAUGGAAAACAGCACCGUUUAUCCAGCAAAAAAGCCAAUUCUCGUAAAGGACAAAUCAGAGCCACAAAGAAAAGAUGGUACCAAAGAAUCGGGGUGCGCUGUUUAUAGUUAUUUGCUUCUGAUGUUAAGUCUGGACGCACAGUACCAUGUUGACUUCUACACGAAGCUUUUAAAGACAAGCAGCAUGAGAAAGUUGGUGUCAUUGCUAUCAAGCGACGAAAAAAACUUGCUGAAAACCAUGCUGAAUGAAAACGUCAUUACCAUAGAUACACAUUAUGAUGGAUACGUCAGUCAAGACGACGACGACGACUGCGAGACGGAAGAUGACGACAGCUCUGAAAACAGCAGUGACAAUGAAGGCUUUGACGAAAAAAGCGAAGAAGACUAAACGCUGCCUUCCAUCAAAGCGUUUUUGAUCCUAGCUUUCCGGCGUUAAAACUUGAAGCACUCAAUUUCUAUUGCGUUAAAAUGAAAGCGUUUUCUAAUAUUUUAUUGGUUCUUAUAAACGUUGUUCAUCUACAAACGCCAAAGCUGUCAAAAACAACCGUCGCGGCCAGAAAUAAAUUCAAAAGUGUUUGUCUAGAUAUUCAACACUGAGCGCUGAAGUUAAGAACGCUUUAUUAGAAACACGUAAAUAAAACAAGUAGCCGAAAAUUUAAAUUUGUAAGGUCAAUAUACGCCCCAUGGCCCAGGGUUUAACCUCGAUUCCUCUUGCCUUUUUAAAUAUUACAUACUACGCGCAGAGGUGCUUAGAACGUAGGCUGUUGUUUAUAAUCUUCAGAGCUCUUUGAGAUAAACCUCGAUAGUACUUUAUGAUCAGCCGAAUCCCGGAAUAGCAGUCUGUUAAAUUAGUUGCACGCAGCUUUAUUUCGAACCCCCAACUCCCCCUCUCCCCCACUUCCUCUUGGAGUAAUUCAUUUAUGAUGACGGGCGACAACUAGUAAUACAAUAUGCACUAGAAAAGGAAUAAUAAAUGUAUCAUAUAAAUAAAGACCUGUAAAAAAUAUAAAUUAAUGAUAAGAAUAGUUAUCGGUUGACAAACUUUAAGUCGUUGCCAAGCAACCUCGAUCCCAGGUCCUGUUGUCCCUAAUUUGCACAUAUGAUGGUGCCAGUUUUGUCAAUGAACGCAUCGCCAAUGAGUUUCCUGGGACCGAUGUUGGGCCGGCAAUAGCUUUUACAUCAAGCAAUAAAGAAAUAUUUUGCUCCUCCUUCAACAAAAUUUAACGUAGCUACAUCAUUUCAAUAUCGUCAAAAUGACACACGAAUGCUACCAUGUUCUGU